GGUAGACUCGAUCUAUUUUUGAAACUCGCGCUAACCCCAGUGGGCGGUGAGUGCGCUCUCACCCACGUGACCACGUGCCGCCAACGCGUGUAUCGCCUCUUUAUCCGCGAAGGCCCGUCGGUCUCUGUUCGAUUAGAGCGCUCAGCUAGUAGAUACGGUGCUCCAUCUGCGUGGCUCGGCCGAUGUCACGGAGAGAUCCGUCGCAUGGAGACUGUGCUAGCAUGAGACCCCAAUAUAGAUCCACAUAGACUUGCUCACGAUAUCAGGAUGGCAGAUACCUGCGCAAACCCUCUGUUGCUAGGGUGGAUCAAGGAAUGGCUGGAACAAGCCAGAGAGCGCAAUAGCAAAGGAUUCACUGUAUACAAGAAAGCAUAUGAUUCGAUGAAAGCAUGUCCUCUAGUUUUCAGCCAUCCGUCUGAAGCACAGCAGCUCAAUGGCCUGGGUCCCAAAUUAUGUGAGCGUCUGACGGAGAAGUUAAAGGCAUACUGUGAGCAGAAUGGGCUCCCAAUGCCAGAACCGCCGCACAAGGCGAACAAGCGGCCCUCAGGAGAGAACUUACCAGAUUCUGAACCGGUCAAGAGGCCUAAGAAAGCAAAGCCGUAUGUUCCGGCCUUACGCUCUGGGCCAUAUGCUUUACUCAUAGGCCUGGCAACUCUGAACGAGAAUUCGUCCCAGAGCAUGACCAAGGCGCAGCUCAUCGAAGCAGCUCAGCCUUAUUGUGACGCUUCUUUCACAGCUCCCAGUGAUCCUACUAAGUUCUAUACGGCCUGGAACUCGAUGAAGACCCUCAUCCAGAAGGAUCUAGUCUACGAGCACGGGCGACCGCUGAGGAAGUAUGCUCUGACAGAAGAAGGGUGGGAGGUCGCCAAGAGGAUUAAAAAGACUCUAGAAACGCGUCCCAAUGAACCUGUCGCACCCAGCACAACCUUAAGAGCUGAGCAACCUAUUAGGAAUACAGCAACACCAUCCGUCGCGCUGGACGAAGGCCCGGAUAUUGUACGGUUAGGGUCUGAAUCGCGUCCGCCGUCACUGCCUACGGAAUAUCAAGCGACUGGUCCUCAGUUGGUACAGAAUCCACCCACAAGAGCACCUGGAGAUCCUCGCGUCAGAACGAUCGUUCUCCCUCCCGGAAGCUUCACCGUCCAGCUGGUUCUGGACACCCGUGAAGUCCGGACAUCUACAGACAGAGAUUAUAUCUCCACCGAAUUACGCAAAAAGGGCAUCGUACCCCAAGUCCGUGCUCUGGAACUUGGCGACGCUAUCUGGGUAGCAAAAUGUCACGAUCCUCACUAUUUAUCCCGGUUUGGUGAGGAAGGCGACGAGAUAAUGCUGGAUUGGAUCGUGGAGCGGAAGCGGCUCGACGACCUCAUCGGUUCCAUCAAAGACGGACGAUUUCACGAGCAGAAAUUCCGUCUCCGCCGUUCAGGGAUGAAAAAUGUCGUCUACCUAAUCGAAGAAUUCGCUAUCACGCACGACUCAAGCCAUCCUUCCGCGGCAAAGUACCAAGAGCUAGUAUCAUCAGCCAUCGCGUCGACGCAGGUAGUCAAUGGCUACUUCGUCAAAAAGACCCGAAAUCUCGACGACUCAAUCCGUUAUUUGGCCCGUAUGACCGCUCUUCUACGACGCAUGUACGAACCACCUUCCGAAACAGCAACGAACGCAUCUACCGCCGUGAACCCGCCCACUUCUCUCGCUUUCAUGUCCAGUCACGACCUCUCCUCCGAGUCAUACCUACCUACUCUCAACCGCCUUCGAACAGAAAACCCACACACCACUAUUGCCAUCACCUUCGUCACUUUCUCCGCCCUCACCUCAAAGUCCGACGUCCUAUCAUUGCGUGAUGUCUUCCUGAAAAUGCUCAUGUGCACCCGUGGCGUGACGGGCGAGAAAGCUCUCGAGAUCCAGCGACGGUGGAAAACACCGCGGGACUUCAUCGAGGCAUUCGAGGCGCUAGCUGAUCCGAAGGAGAAGGAAGAAAUGAUCUCCGAGCGGAUGAAGACAAUUGUGGGGAGAAAGAAGAUCGCGAAAGUGCUGAGUAAAAAGCUUGCGGAGAUAUGGGGAGAACCCGGUUCCGGUUGAAUGAUCAUAGAGUGCUUUUACAUUAACGAACGGUUACACUUAAUAGACAACUACUUUGUCCCUCAUCUACUCGAUACGCAAUGAGUGUAGCGAUCACACUGGUUCCGGAACCUCUCUUAUUAUGAACAAGUAUAGUAUCAUUAAUCAG
Molecule: messenger RNA, 2227 nt
Organism: Paecilomyces variotii
Lineage: Eukaryota; Fungi; Ascomycota; Eurotiomycetes; Eurotiales; Thermoascaceae
Product: putative DNA repair protein Mus81
Exons: 3
Coding region: 268-2079 (603 amino acids)
Biological process (GO): double-strand break repair via break-induced replication; DNA catabolic process; resolution of meiotic recombination intermediates
Cellular component (GO): nucleus; Holliday junction resolvase complex
Molecular function (GO): 3'-flap endonuclease activity; crossover junction DNA endonuclease activity; DNA binding
Source: RefSeq, a predicted model, not a curated record